GGGGACCUCUCCAACGAACUACCAUCUCAAGCAGCGUGCAGCAGAAAGCAGCCUCAUCAGUGACGCCUAGGAAUAAAAAUCUUUGGUGUAGAAGGUCCCAGGCAUUGGGAAUAAACUUCUAAUUGCCUAUUUUUAUUUCUUACUUUGUUUUGACCUCUGCAAUGGGCCUGAGAGAGUACAGUUUGUCUUGAUGAUGUGAGCACACGCACAUGGUGAGAUCCUGAAAUUAACCCCAAUCAGGGGCUUGGAGCCCGAACUUUACACAGGAACAAUGCGUCUCCGCUGGGUUGUGUUUGGCACGGCGCUCUCUCUUCUGGCUCUCUGCUCCUCUCCAGACAGCUGCAUGAUCCAUGAGAUCAGCUCACAGAACGUAUCCCCAGUGCUGGCGUCCUUGAAGUGCCACAACAACUAUCAGUCCUAUGUCCACUGCAGCUGGAGGGAGGGACCACACACACACGCACACACACCACUGGAGCUUUGGGUCUUGGACGACAGCAACAACAGUGUGUCAAGGUGCAUGCCCUUUGGCUCACCGGUCCAACACGCAGACCAACACAGGACAGUCCAGUGCAGAUAUGAAACUGAAAUGUUUGUUAUUGGCGUAAGCCACACCUUCUUCUUCAAGUCUGGGACUCUGCCUUCCUGUUCAUCUGGCCCACACAAGCCUCUGGAGCUCUCUCAGUACUUGAGAGCGCGGCCACCACAGAAACUGUCUGCACACGCUGCAGAUGGAGAAGGCUGGGUGCUCCAGUGGUCCAGCCCCUACCCCUCCUCUUCCUCCCUGAGCCAACACCUCACCUAUCAGCUCAGUUACAGGAGAGAGAGACAGGACAACUGGAUCACGGCGAAUUUGACAAGCACCCAAAUGACAAUAGAGUCGGAGGCUUUGUCUCCGGGUUGCAGGUAUGAAGCCAGAGUGAGAGCCCGGGGGAAGGUGGGACAGUGGAGUGACUGGAGUCCUCUGGUGACUUGGCAGACUGCACAAUCCCUCGAGGAGAAUCCGAGGCUGCAGUGUGUGCUGGAUGGAGAGAAGGAGGUGACGUGUAGCUGGGAGGUGAGGAGAGAUCUAGCUCAUUUCAUUACCUACCAGCUGGCCUACCGACACAACCACAGUGCACCGUCUGAGAUCCGCUGUGCUAACUCCACAGUCAGUGCUGACAGCAGAGAGACGAUGCUGCGGUACAGUUGCUCUCUGACAGUCCCAGAUCCUGCACAUGUACUGCUGGAGCUCCAACCAACACGCAAAGCAAAAACCUUCAGGCCCUACCAACACAUUCAUCCCGACUGCCCUCACCAAGUCAAUGUGACAGAGAAACAAAGGAACUGGAUGGUGGAAUGGGCUGAACCCGACAAGGCCCCACUAGUCAGCUUGUGCUAUCAGGUCCGAUACUACAACACAGAGAAGCAGGAAAAUGCUACCCUCAAGACUGUCCCACAGGGAUCCAAGUCCCUUACCGUCCUUGGAGAGUCUCUUGCCCCCUCCCAGCGUUACCAGGUCCAGGUCAGGUCUCUGGUCUGCUCUGGAGAUGAUUAUGAAGGGCCACCCUCUGAAUGGACUGAACCUGUAGAGUGGAACUCACACGCAGUGUCCAAGUCCUUCACGCAUUUCCUCUACAUCUUAAUCAGUGCAGUAGUGGCCAUAAGCUUCCUCAUUCUCUUCUUCAGCAUUACAGCUUGUAAAAGAAAGGCAGAUCUGUGGGAGGAGUCGGUUCCCUCUCCAGACAAGAGCAAAGUCCUUUCUGACAUCAAGGCUGCCAAGAGCUGGAAUCUCAUGCAGAGUGAGAACACUUACAUCUGCAAAGGGCAAAACUUAACCAUCUGGUCCUCAGAGGCUUCGCUUUGGGCAGCCAAGGACUCUGAGAAAAAAGGUUUGGAGCUCUGUGAGGACCAGGACUGUCAGGAUGGGGAUGACUCGCCCUCUUUUGUUAAGGAGGUUAACAGCUCUGAGACAUCCGCCAUGAGCUUCAGCGGCCCCUACAUCCUGUGUCAGAGCACAUCAGAAACAAGCCAGGGGUCAGGAGAGGGCACCUUGCUGGGCAGUUCUGUGCCUUCCUCUCCUGAGGAGUUUGCCCUUUCCAUUUCUGGAUCCAGUGAAGGUUACGUGUGUAUGCCCAGCGGGAGCUUCUCCUGGUCCACAGAGGAUCUCAUAUCUCGCAGUCACAGCAACAGAGCCACAGACGAGAUGGCCGACAGCAGUGCCAGCCAAGAUCCAAAGCUCACAGAGCAGAGCGAAAAGCAGGACAUUCAGCCUGAUCCUAGCGGCUCCACCCCAGCUGACAAGCCCCCGGCUUACACACCAGCACCUUUAGCCGCCUGGCCACAGGGGGGCGCCCCACACAACUCUGGCUAUUGCGUUCUCCCCUGAGCUGUAGGAUAAGCAGCAAAUUUGAGCAUACAACAUAUCAUUAAAUAAACAGUGUUUUUUUGUUUUGUUUUCAUGAGCUCUCUCUUUAUAGGGGACAAUGAAUGGAUUGCGAAACAUUAGAUAUAUAUUCUCCCAAUUUUUUUUUUUUUUUUUUUUUACCUGUUGUUGUUGAGUGACAACAAAUUCUGUGUCUAACCAGUGGAGGGCAGCAGUGAGCUGGGACUGUGUAUGCUUUGGGCCUCUGCCUGUCACUCACAGAGCACUUUUCUCUGGAUUUAUUUCAAAGGCAUGGAUUGUAGUAGGACACAGCUGCUCUCUUUCUUCAUUUGCUCUCUUGAUUCAUGUCACCUCUGGGAGGUCAUGGCAGAGGAACAUUUGAUUUUUCCUGGCAGGGCAUUAUCUUAAAGCCAUGAGUAAUCAUGGACGGACAAUUUAGAUGCAGAGUUUUAAAAUGAUAAUAAUGGAGUGUGCGUGUGUGUGUGUGUGUGUGUGUGUGUGUGUGUCUGUGUGUGUGUGUGUGUGCAUUCUUUAGCAAGCACUUAAAGGCUUUUACAGAGGAUGUAUCUAACCAGAAACUAUUAUGGACUAUUUUUGAAAUCGAUUUUGUGCUGGUUUAUCACAUCCUCUAGCUCCGUGUCUUUCCUACAGGUGAAGCAGGAGCCAGAACUGUAUCAUCUGUUUUCCAGUGCUACAAACAACAAACUCAUGUAAGAAUGUAUGUAACAAAAAGCUGUGUGAGCUUGACCUGUCACUGUCACUAUUGAAUAAAGCAGAAAUGCCACAGAAUAAUAACAAUAAUAAAAAUAAUAAAAAUCCCAAAUGGGCAACAACAAUAAAAAGGUAAAACAACCACAUGACCCUAACCCUAACAAACAAACAAACAAACAAUCAACAAAUAAAUUUAAAAAAAAUACCUUUAUUAACCACUAGAGAAAUGAAACUAAAAUUCUGGGUUGAGAGGGUGACAAGAGUCAUACUGAACUGUGUAAUGUUACAUUUAAUAUUUUCCUGUAUUGCGAUAAUUUAAUUAAAUUCAUGAAUUUGGCAUUGUUUAGCAAUGCCAAAUAAUGACAAGCUGGAUUCCCAUCAUCCCCCUCCACGGCUUGGGGCCUGCGAGUGUGUGUCAUCAGCCCCCAAGAUGUUUUGGAGGGAAAGGGGAAAAAACAAAAACUUGAAAUUAAAAUAUUUGAUUUUUAUAUUAAACUAUUUGCACCCAAUUACUAUAAAAAAAAAGUGUAAUAAGAAAAAAAAUAAAAGGUUUCGAUGAUAAAUUGAUGAAUUAAUAAGUGAAUUAUCAUCAGUUAAUUAGAGCCAGCACUACAAACCAUCCAUCGGUCUAUCAGCCAAACUAUCCAUCAGUGAAUGUAUUUUUGUUGCACUUCUCUUUUCUGGUUUAUGUAAUUUUACAUUAUGUGUUAUUUUUAUGUGCCAUUAUAUGCAAUUUCUCAUUAACUGGUGGGCUACAAAAUGCUGGAUUUAAAAUAAUAAAUC
Myripristis murdjan (pinecone soldierfish) is the source of this 3856-nucleotide messenger RNA. RefSeq names its product colony stimulating factor 2 receptor subunit beta (gene csf2rb). The transcript has 15 exons. The coding region runs from base 272 to 2365 and encodes 697 amino acids. Gene Ontology annotation, cellular component: external side of plasma membrane. Gene Ontology annotation, biological process: cytokine-mediated signaling pathway. The record is from RefSeq and is a predicted model, not a curated record. Gene Ontology annotation, molecular function: protein binding; cytokine receptor activity. NCBI's taxonomy places the organism in Eukaryota, Metazoa, Chordata, Actinopteri, Holocentriformes, Holocentridae.